AUGCUUUUAGGUUUUUCCUUGGGGGUUAGUAACUGCCGCCUAGUGGGCGUGUGCCCAAACGAUAAAUGCAGUGCCAUUUCAGCUAUAGCCAAAUUGCGCGUGUUUUAUUUCGAAUUUUACGCAUUAGAAAAAGGCAUCAAAACGGCGGGCACAGUUUUAAAAGUUGUUGGUGCAUCAUGGCAGAAGACACGGAUUGGAACGUAUAUAUUAAUUGGCGCUGGUUUGCUGGUAAUUGGUGCUUUCUUUAUAAGCUAUUUGGAGCGUCCCGAAUAUGAUGGCACCUAUUGUGCUACAGCAUUUUGGACUAAGCAGUUUGGCUUUCAAAUUGAGUACUGGAAACAACAAAAUGAUCUUUUAAACAUUCCAAAGGGCGCUGCUAGGAUAUGCUAUAAGGAUUCCAUCUAUGAAAACGGUUGGGCCCAAAUUGAAAUUGAAACGCAACGUACUUCCCCUGAUUGGGUGCAAGCGUAUGGUGCUGGAGUUAUAGAAGGUUCACUUACCUGGAAUCAAAUCUACAAUCAGUGGUUAAAUACCAUUAUGUCCUCUUGUGACAGGGAUGAAAAUGCUCAACGUUUUUGUACUUGGUUACGUGAACUUUUAGAGAAUAACUUUAAUGAAAUUAAAGAGACGGCUGCUUCGAAAUCGGAACAUGAUCAUUAUUGGCAUCAAAUCAAUUUGUAUUUCAUUCAGUUGAAAGGCUUAGAGACCGGCUACCGUCAAGGGGCUAAGAGAGCGCGUUCUGACCUGGAGGCGGCUAUACCGUGGUCCGAUUUUCUUCUUAUGAAUUCCGCUGCUGAUAUACACGAUCUCAAAAUAUAUUACGAAAAUUAUAUACUAAAUGGCAUUAAUCGCACCGCAAACGAAACUGAGCCAAAGAAUUUUUUUUUACCUAGCGCGACAAUGAUUACAAAAAUAUAUCCAACAGGUAACGCAUCGACUUGGCAGCUGCUAUUCGGUCAUAGUUCGGCUGGUAGUUAUACAUCAAUGCUACGCAUCCAGAAACGGUAUAAAUUUCAUUAUCAUAUUGCGUCCAAUCAAAAUUCCAACACGGUUCCCGGUAUGGAUAUAGCAUUUACUGGUUAUCCAGGUAUAUUGGCUUCAACAGACGAUUUCUAUAUAAUUAAAGGUAGACAAGUCCACGCCAUUGUAGCCGGUGUAGGUAUUAAGAAUGAAAACUUAGAUUUAUGGCAAACAGUAAAUGUGCAGGAGGCAAUGCCUUUAGCAGCACGCGUUAUGGCAGCUAAUCGUUUAGCUCAAAGUCGCCGUUCAUGGACUAAGGCUCUAUCUAGACAUCCCUUUACUGGUUCCAAGCAAUGGAUAACUAUUGAUCUCAAUAAGCUAAGCCCUUUGGAAAGUUUAUACGAAUUAGAUGAAAACAAUUUGGAGGUGGACGAAGAAGCCGCCAGUAUAGAGCGCCAAAAUCAUUUGAAAGGUCUUGUCUGGAUAGCUGAACAAUUACCAGGUCGUAUGCAUAUGAAGGAUGUUACUGCAUCAUUUUUAGAGGCUGUCGAUAAUACAACAACUUGGUUGGCAUCUGGCAUACCCUACUAUAAGGAAAUCUUGGAGGCCAGCAGUGUAAAUAAUGAGGCUUACAUCACCAAUCUGACAGCAGCAGAAAGCAGGGAACUUAACAACUUGGAAGCCAUUGAUAAAUUCUUAAGAACUCGUGGCUUUCGCGGAGAUUUGUUGGACGAUGAGCAGUCUGUUGCCUACGGAAAUAUAGACAUUAAACUGUUUGCUUAUAAUGCCCGCUUAGGUAUGAGUGAUUAUCACGCAUUCGCUGGGCCAGUGUUUAUACGCCUUCAGCAUGUACAGACAAGAUCAUUACCGGCGGCGAUGGGCUAUCGCGGUGACUUGGCUCCGGCGUCUUUAAUACGUGACGAUCGUCUUAGCGUAGUCGUUGAUGACGCUGCCGAAUUGGCUGAAUUGCAAGUAAUUACAGAACGACGUACCGUACGCGACGAUAUGCGCGCCAUAGCAAUGAGUCAAAUAAGUUCUAGUCCCUUUAAGUGGUCUUCAGUGGCGGAGAAAAUGGCGACCUUACAACAUGCCGGGCACCCAGACGAAUGGAAUUUUGGCAAAGUUUCACCAAAGUGGGCGUGGUAAUUUAGUGAACGCAAGGGUGGAAUAUGAAAAAAAAAAAGGCUGUGCGGUCAAACUUAAAUAGAUUUAGGAUGAACUGAAGCUUUUUCGCUUGAGUUUUUAACGAGCUUUCAAGCAUUUUUUUUCAUUUAUUUUUAUUUGUUUUUUGUAUUUGUUUUUUUUUUUUUUUUUUUGUUUACAUCAUCGUCAAAUGCAGAAGAAAGCUACAGCUUACUGAAAACAUUUCACUAAUAAAUUUCAAAUGGCAUCAGUCAUUCAAAUGAAACUAAAUACCAAAAAAGGAAUCAGUUCGAUACGAACAAAGCAAUAUUAUGUAGCAAAUUUUGAUAAACCUUUACAGUAACAACAAAAUCGAUAAAAAAAAAAAAAAAAAAA
This is a messenger RNA of Glossina fuscipes, 2478 nucleotides long. RefSeq names its product putative phospholipase B-like lamina ancestor (gene lama). Gene Ontology annotation, cellular component: extracellular region. The record is from RefSeq and is a predicted model, not a curated record. Gene Ontology annotation, biological process: phospholipid catabolic process. Gene Ontology annotation, molecular function: glycerophospholipase activity. The transcript is spliced from 4 exons. The coding region runs from base 1 to 2106 and encodes 701 amino acids. NCBI's taxonomy places the organism in Eukaryota, Metazoa, Arthropoda, Insecta, Diptera, Glossinidae.